AUGUCGCGCGUAACCCUGAAGCCGAAGCUGGAGGCGGUGACGGUUUACAGUGACCGCGCGCAGCUGACCUUCUCUGCCCCAGUGGUGCUCGAGCCGUCGGCGAGCAUUACGGCGGUUGUGGAGAACAUCGAGCAAUGGGGAGAUGUUGACUGGGGCACGCUGCAGGUGCGCAUUAACGAGGCGACUGACCCGGGCGUGGCUGCUGCGGUGCUGCUGCAGAAUAUCAGCCCCGUGCGCGAGACGGUAAGCCAGGACGUGCGCGCGGACGUGCAGCGGCAGAAGGACGUGAUCAAGCGGAUGGAGGAGGAGCAAUGUGCAUUCGAGGAGGAAGUUGCCGUUCUGCAGGAGUCGUGCGAGCACCUUGACCGGAUAAAGAGCUUUGUAUGCUGUGCGGGGCGCGGCGACUGCGCUGUGCCGCCGGAGAACGCGGGGCACCUGCAGGCAUACCUGCAGGCCCCUGCGAGGUGGGGCGCGAUGGCGUCGUUCUUUGCGACGCGGCGUGCUACAGCGCAGCGCGGGAUUGCAGAGCUGCGGACAAAGUUGAGGGAGAUGGAGGAGCGGCUUGCGGAGGCACAUCAGCAGCUAAAGGAUCUCGGCGGCGACAGUGGCGUGCGAUGGUAUACGAAGAAUGCGCUGGAGGCGACGCUUGUGGUGGGCGCCGGUGUCGCUAGUGGGACGAAGAUGGUGGUGGAGCUGUCGUGCGUUGUGAGCGGCGCAGGGUGGUCACCGCUGUACGACCUGCGCGUGGACUACGCGGAGUCGAUGCUGGAGGUGCUGUACUCCGCGAAGGUGCGCCAGUGCACAUCGCUGGACUGGGAGAAGGUGCGGCUUCGGCUGAGCACUGCGACACCGCAUGCUGGCGGCUCGCCGCCGCCACUGUGGCCGCGCUGGACGAUCUCGAUGCGACCGCCGGUGUCCGUGAGGGGCGCGUUGCAUGGCGGGCAGCAGAUGCACAGGAGAAUGGCGCCAGCCGCCAUAACCUUUGGUGUGUCGAAUAGCAUGGAGUUCCUCACUGCCCCUGUCGCACCGAUGGUGAAGCAGGCGUGUGUGGAAAGCUGCGGCUCGUCGUUGGGUGCGACGGUGUACGCGAUCCCGGGGCUUUCGACGGUGCGUCACAACAACGUGGACGUGAAGGUGACAGUGACGCGCGAGAGGUUCCCUGCGCGGCUGCGGUUCGUGUGUGUACCGAAGGUCGACCCGCUAGUGCACCUGAGUGCGACUGCUGUGAAUGCGACGGACUACGAGUUCAUUGAUGGCCCGGCGAAGGUGUUCUACGGCAACACAUUUGUGAACCAGUCACAGCUGGCUCACGUGUCACCUGGCGAAGAGUUUGAGGUGUCGCUUGGCACGGACGAGACGGUGACGGUGAGCCGGACGCUUGUGCGUCGCGCAGAGUCGGAGAAGAUGGCCAUGUUCUCGAGCACCAAAUCGCAGCUGAGGUACCACUACGCGUACACCGUGGAGUGCGCCGCGCUGCCGAACAAUGCACCGGUGACGGUUGUGGUGAGGGACAACUACCCUGUUUCGGAUGACACAGAUGUCGAUGUGGUACUCGAACAACCGAAGGCCACGGAGAGGGGUGAGGACUUGCGCUCUGCUAAGGGGGCGACCGUGACGGUGGACGAGGACACCCACGAGGUGGCGUGGAGCUUCUUGAUGACGAGGCAUGAGAAGAGGACCUUUGAUAUGGUGUUCAUGGCGAAGUAUCCUGUGAAGACGCCGGUCUUUGGACUGGAGUGA
This is a messenger RNA of Leishmania braziliensis MHOM/BR/75/M2904, 1740 nucleotides long. RefSeq lists its product as hypothetical. Bases 1 to 1740 code for a protein of 579 amino acids. NCBI's taxonomy places the organism in Eukaryota, Euglenozoa, Kinetoplastea, Trypanosomatida, Trypanosomatidae. The record is from RefSeq and is a predicted model, not a curated record. The transcript has a single exon.